GGAAGGAAGGAAGGAAGGAAGGAAGGAAGGAAGGAAGGAAGGAAGGAAGGAAGGAAGGAAGGAAGGAAGGAAAAAAAAGCAUUUUAAUAUCAGCUACAGUUACUUCCAUGUACCAGCACGAUUCACAAGCAUGGGAUUUUGGUUUUGCAAAGUCUUUUUUUGUUGUUUGUUUGUUUUUGUUUGUUUGGUUGGUUGUUUUUUUUUUUGUUUUUCAAUCUGACAUGAAUCAUCACAGAGAAACAAUCAGAAAGGACCCAUCCCAAGGGAUCCUCGGAUUCCCAGCCCAGUUCUGCCCAACACAAGUUGAUUAUCACAUUCCUUAAAUGUCUCAUCAGUACCAUGAAUGGUUGCUAGUGACUGGUUUUGCUGGAAAAACCAGAUCAUUAAGUGGGAAUGUGAGAAUCUGGCAGGGGGCUCUGGGUCUACUUAAGAUCUUUCAGGUAAGGGCAGAGAAACAGAAUUUGGAUUUCUAGAAACAUGGCUCUUGUAAGUAAUCACAGUUACUUAGUUUCUGCAGGGGUUUGGGUUUUCCUGUCUCUGUUUUGCUUGGGCAAUGGUGGAAAGCUGUUGGUUGUGCCUAUGGAUGGGAGUCACUGGCUCAGCAUGCGCUCAGUGCUGGUGGCCCUUAGUCAGAAAGAGCACAAAAUUGUCGUCAUUGCACCAGAAGUCAACUUGAAUGUGAAGGCAUCUGAAUACUACACUCUCAAAACAUAUCCAGUGCCUGUAACUAGGGAAGAACUGGGAGCAAGCAUGCAUUCGUUUGCUAAUGAUCUUUUUGAGAGAAGACCUCUUCUUCAAAGAAUUACUGCACUUUAUGAAAAAGUUCACGUCAUCUCUGAUCUCUACUUCUCCUCCUGUGCCAACUUACUGCACAAUAAGGAUCUGAUGCAGUAUCUUGAAGGGAGUAAAUUUGAUGCUGUUCUCACAGAUCCUGUUGUACCAUGUGGACAAAUAUUGGCUUUGCAUCUCUCAAUUCCAUCUGUUUUCUUUUUACGAGGACUCCCCUGCAGUUUUGAUUUGCAGGCUGCUCAGUGUCCAGAUCCCCCAUCUUAUGUCCCGAGAACAUUUACAGACAACUCAGACCACAUGACAUUUAUCCAGCGUGUGGAAAACUUAGUUCUCAAGGCAUCAGAAUCCUUUCUUUGUAAUUCUGCCUAUUUGCCAUUUGAACUUCUGGCCUCGGAUUUUCUCCAAAGACAAGUAACAAUGACGGAUCUUUUAAGCCAUGGAUCCAUUUGGCUUAAAAGAAUGGAUUUUGUUUUUGAAUAUCCCAUGCCACUGAUGCCCAAUAUAGUUUUUAUUGGAGGUAUAAAUUGUGGAAAGAAAAAGACAUUACCUCAGGUCAGUGAUUUCCUUGAUAAAAUAUAUUAAGCUUUGAAUGGAAAAUGCUGUUUGCAAUAAUCACCUUACUAUAUGCUGUGUCUGUACGUAAUUGUAUACAAGUAUGUGGUGUUUAGAUUUGCAGUAAGGUGCAUUGUAAAGAAAAUAUGUGAAAAACUGUGUUAAUUUUAAUUCUCUCCCACUAUUGCAGGUACUCUAGUGGUAUCUAAGCAGUUUUGCUUAUACAAUUGUUUUUUUUUUGGACUAGGUGGAAAAAGUUGUGGUUUAUCACUGCUGUCUUGCUAACGAGGCACACAUCUAGGCAGGUCUGCUGCUCAUCUUUGCUAGGUAUUAUUACCUCAAACUGUUUUACUGAUUCUUUUCAAAACAAUUAUUUUUUUCUCAGUUAAUACAACCAUCCUUCCAGAAUUUAGAAAUAAUGUGUCAUAAAGUGUCAAUUGGCAGGUAACAUUCUGAUUGUUCUUUCAGUCUAGGGUUAUGCUUGCAAAGCAUGGAUGCCUUAUGCAAUUUUCUGCAAAUCUAUUGGAGGGUUUUGCAGCUGCUAGCCAGCACCAAGCCAUGUACAACAGCUUGCAUUACCUACUGAAAAGCUUCCCUAAAAAGAGUUUAUCUAGAGCUGAAGUAGAUUGCUAAAUGCGCAUUUAAAAAAAAAAAUAAAUCUGGUAUACUCUAUCAAUCUCAGUAGUAAAUUAUAGUAUUGUCUACAAUAUUUCUGUUUCAUCAUUUUUAUAACCGGGGCUGACUGUCUAUGCAUGAAGGAAACAACUUUCCUUUCACAGCCCUGGGGUAUGCUCUUCCCAGGCAGAACCAGAAAGGUAUUCAUGAGUUGCUAAUCCAGUUUUAAGUAUAUCUGCCAAAAACAUGGCCUUAUCUUUACCCCUUCCAGCCCUACUUCAUCCUUCCAAACACAGACAUUUCAGAAAAAUAGCCAACAUGGGUUCACAAGGGCUAGGUCCUGUUUAACAAAUUUGAUUUCCUUUUAUGAUAAGAUCACCCAUCU
This is a messenger RNA of Cygnus olor (mute swan), 2341 nucleotides long. RefSeq names its product UDP-glucuronosyltransferase 1A1-like. The record is from RefSeq and is a predicted model, not a curated record. Bases 478 to 1371 code for a protein of 297 amino acids. NCBI's taxonomy places the organism in Eukaryota, Metazoa, Chordata, Aves, Anseriformes, Anatidae. The transcript has a single exon. Gene Ontology annotation, molecular function: UDP-glycosyltransferase activity.